AGAUAUCAAAUAGAAGUUCAGUGCUGCAGAGUCUCACAAACUCAGAGACAACAUGAAAGCUGUCUUCUUGCUGCUGCUGUGUAGCCUGGCUGUCAGUCAGGGCACUAGACCUGUUCGCACUACUCGUCCUCGUCCUCGUCCUCUUCCUCGUCCUCGUCCUGGUCCUGGUCCUGUCCGAUGGAACUGCAGGGAGGGUCCUCGGCUGUAUGGCGCCAUGCAGAUUGAUGCUGGAAUGGGACAAGUGGUUGUAGCAGACAAGUACAAACGGACGUACUUCCUCAGUGGACUUGCCUUCUACAGACUGGGCAGACUGGGCAUGAAGCAUGUCACAGUGGGAGCUGGGGGAUUGUGGGGAAGCUGCCAUGCCAACAAGGUGUACAAAUAUGUGGCUGGAGACUUCAAACUUGCCAAAGGUCUGUCUAUGCACCAGGUGGAUGCCGGCGGUGAUGGUCAGAUUGUUGGAGUAGGAUCUUGCAGACAUAACGCCUACUGUCUGAAAGAGGAGACAGCUUCAGGCUUCUGUGGACGACACACCCUGAACUGGACUUCCCUCUCAAGAAAGAUGAUGUACUACAGCUGUGGCCCAAGGAUGGGAUGCUGGGGAGUCGACAAACGUCACAGGAUCUGGGUCACAAAGAAUAUAUCACCAACCAACUGCCGCACUAGUGGCUGGACAGCCGUGCCAGGGCCAAGAAUGAAAAUGAUUGAAGUGUCGUCAGACGGAAACGUUUUUGGCGUGACUACAACCGGCAGGGUCUACCAAAGAGCUGGUAUCACCAACGGUCGCAGACAAGGCACACGCUGGGUUUACGUCCCAAUGUGCAUGCCCGUCAGACACCUGUCCUACGACCUAUGCAAUCUUUGGAUUGUGACCACCUCUGGUUUGAUCAUGAAGUGCUCACGCUAAUGUCAUUAGUGUGGCAGAUCUUUAAUGGGCAUCAAUCUCUGAUUUGGCUUUCAUCCCUUGAAACUUCUAUCCUGUCUUUGGUGUAACUUCAUUCAUCCUCUCUUCAUUAGACUACUGUUUAUUUGGGAAUCAGUGAAAACCCACUGCUGCAAGUACUUGAUUCUUAAAUAUAUUGUGGUUGUUUCUUAAAUGAUUCAGCAUCUCUGAUAGGCAUUUAAAUGGGACUGUCAAUUACUGAGAAACAAAGUUGUUUAAAAAGAAUAACAUCUCAUUGAACCGUCAAACAACUAAAUGACAGUAACAUGUGUAUUGAAUGGAUUAUU
This is a messenger RNA of Pleuronectes platessa (European plaice), 1230 nucleotides long. RefSeq names its product fish-egg lectin. The transcript has 5 exons. The record is from RefSeq and is a predicted model, not a curated record. The coding region runs from base 53 to 907 and encodes 284 amino acids. NCBI's taxonomy places the organism in Eukaryota, Metazoa, Chordata, Actinopteri, Pleuronectiformes, Pleuronectidae.